AGGCGCUCUGCUGGGUGCUGGGGUCCUUCCCUCUCUGCGCAUGCUCAGUAAAAUGUUGCUGCCGUAGCUAGACAGCAGCACGGAGGAGCAGCUAGACGGAGGAUGGUUUCUUGUUUUUUUUUAUUUAAGGCUGUCAGUAAUAUAACCUGACAAAAUGAAGUUUCCCAACUCCUAGCUUGGUGAGGAUAUGAUGAGAGGAGCCUGUCCAAUGCAGCAGUAGCGGUAAAGUGACAUGCUGGCUUGUUUGCCAGCAUCAGGUGACCCUACCUUCAGAUUUCUUCCUCGCACGCAGAUGAACACUGGACUUCAGAAAUGGGAAACUACACAGAAGAUGCGAUCUGCCAUCUAUCCAACCCCAGCAGAGUUGGAUGCCUAUGCUAAGAAAGUUGCCAACAACCCUUUGACCAUCCAGAUCUUCCCCAACAGUGUCAAAGUUCCUCAGAGGAAGCACAUCCGUCGCACAGUCAACGGGCUCGACACGUCCCUGUCCAGCCAGCGUCACAGUCCCUACGCUUCUCAGGUCACCACCAGAGGGGGCCUGCUGGCUGUCCUCCGUGCACCUAUCAAGACUUUUGUCAAAGAAUCACACAACAGUCGCACUCGGCAGCAACAAAAGUCAGCCAUGAACCCUCAAAGCGGGCCGUACGCUGCUCAAAGCACUUUAAAUCUUCCUCAUGCUGCUCCUCACUUAGCCGGCCCCUCCCAGCCGGCCGCCCAGAAGCAGGGGAUGGUCCACUCGCAGGCAAUACAGCACCAGACUAUGACUCAACCCAUGGCUCUGCAGCACCAUCACCCACAUGCUUUACAGCAGAGGGGCAUGGCCCACUCUGAAGCACUACAGCGGCAGCAGAGCAUGACCCAGGUUCAGAGAUUGGCUCACCCCCAGGCUCUGCAGAGGCAGCAGAGCCUGCCUCACAGCCAGGCCCUGCAGCAGCAGCAGGGUCAGUCUCUCAGCCAGGCCCUGCAGCAGCAGCAGGGUCAGUCUCACAGCCAGGCCCUGCAGCAGCAGCAGGGUCAGUCUCACAGCCAGGCCCUGCAGCAGCAGCAGGGUCAGUCCUGUGCGUCAGUCCUGCCACAGCAGCAUCUUUCUCAUGUGCAGACACUGAAGCACCCGACGGCUCCUCCACAAGCUGCACUGACUCAGCAGGGAGUGACUCAGGAUUUGCGCCACCUGUCUGAUGGGGGGCCACACCCCCAGGGGCUCGUCAGCUUGCAGGCUCUUCCCCACGCCGUGCCUACAGGCCCCGCCACUGUGUCCAGCAGCCUCCAGCAGCCCCCGACGGGACAGUACGGAUCGCGGAAGCUGCCCGACGUGGACUCGCCUCCAAACGUAACAGUAUCUACCUCCACCAUACCGCUGUCCAUGGCGGCCAGCCUGUACCAGAACCGUGUGGGUGACCUGAGCAGCAUCGUGCAACAGAUCAACCAGCUGUGCCAGGCUCGGGCCGGCAUGGGCGCCACCUCGGUCUGCGAGGGCCAGAUCGCGAACCCCAGCCCCAUCAGCCGCAACCUGUUGAUCAACGCCAGCUCUCGGGUGUCCUCUCAGCACUCGGGUCUGGGCAACGGCUCCAGCUGCCUCAUGGGGGGGCAUCCGGACAAAGCUGCCGCUCAGACCCCCGGCGGCACGCUCCACUCGCAGCCUGCUGCAGCCGCUCCUAACAGCGCGGCUGCCUUUCACGCAGACAGCGAGAAGGUGCAGCUGCAGCACCACUUACACCAACAGAAACAACAACAGCUGCAGCAGCUGCAGCAGCUGCAGCAGCAACGCUCCUGGGCUCAGCAUCAACUGGCCCACAUGCAGCAGCCCCCCGAAGGAGUCCACCCCUGCAAAAACCCAAGGAUGGAGCCUCCCAUUGAGUGUGCGUUUCCAUCUCAAAACCUCAGCUAUGCCCACAAGCUCCCCAACGCCGCCCAGGGCUUCCCUCUGAAACAUCCCACUGAGAAGACCCACCCGUCCCCCACUGUGACCUGCCCCGCAGCAUCGUAUGCUAACGGGCACUACAUGCAGCCCCCAUGGAGCGGCAUCCCCACCACCGCUGGGAACAAUGGAAAUGUUCAGGACCUCCCGGCGGCCUACCAGGGAGGCCAGGCCGCCUCCACAAAUCGCAUCCCGGGGGCAAAAUACCGGCCGGGGAAAGAAGGACCCCCCGGCCAGUCGAAGCUGAUGCAGCGGGUGGAUUUCUUAAACGAGGACUUCCACCUGCCCAGCUUACAGGAUCAGAACCUGGAUAUGAUCCAAAAGAUGCACAGGUCUGCUAUGGGCCAGGUUAAGGAGCCCGGCAGCAGUGGGAGUGUCCACCACCCAGGCUACCAUUAAAACCUGUUUAUUCCUCAUUUGUCUUCUUGAUUAGCACUUUCAGUUUCUGUUGUGUUCUUUCAGCGAUCAGGUAGAUGUUAUUGCUUCAGAGCUGGAUUGGACCCGGUGAUGGAUUGAUCUGUGCACCUCUCGGUCCAGCUCCUCCCUGAACAAGAGGUUUUUGUUUUUUAAAGGAAAGGAACGAGCUUCAUUUGGAAAAACCCACAAGGCUGUGAUGUUUUCUAGUAUUCCUCAGGUCUGAAGCCACGCUGUACCUUUGUUUAAAAAUGAAGGUUUUAUUUCAUUAGAAUUUAAUUCCCUUCAUCACUGCUCCUGAAUCUGUAGCUUUUAUCGUGUUUGUCUCACGAUUGUCACAAUGCUUUCCUUCGGUUGACAACUUUUAUCGGCACUUGUGGCCUUACAACCACCUGAAGGCAGACUUUAUGGUGUCCUGGUGUUUCGUUGCAGUUCUAACCUCUGCAGGUUCUGACCCGUUUGAAGGUUACAUAUUUAUGCAAUGAGUCUCUGGAAGCUUCUGGACCGAGGAGCUGCUUGUUGCCGGGUCUGAGUGUGAGUCAUCAUCACAUCGCCACAUCUGAGAGUUUAGUUUUAAAAAUUACCUCCUCUUUUUGUGGGGGGAGGUAAUACUUCAUGAAUUGCUUUUAAAAUAGACGUUUUAUUCUAUUUUCUGUUUCGUCGUCAUCGAUUUGUAGCUUGCCCUACUUGAAUUGUGAGAAAUUAUUUGUAAAUGUUUUAGCGUUCGGCACGAGGAGCAGAGACUCUUACUGGCCCGUAUUUAUAGUCAAUGUGAACCGGAAGGCGUCCUGUUGUUGGAACGGUGUGUGUUUGUGUGCGAAAAGCAGGGAAAAGGCUUCAUUUCCCGCCUCGCUCCCGACGAGUUUCAUCACCACUUUUCUGCUGUAACACAAAUGUGAUGUGGACAUUUUUUAUUGUGGCUUUUUGUGACCUGUUUAUCUGGCACCACUCAGUUUUAUUUGUGGUAUCUAUAAAACAUUUAUUCCAGGACAUUAUUUCAAACAUAACUAGCAUGAAUCGACCCGUCACCUUCGUUUAUUCGUUUUUUUCCUUCAGGUUGAUUUACUGUCCUCAGGCCUUCUGGGGGGAAAAAAGCCUUAAAUGCCAUGUUAUAUUCUACUCAAUACUUAUUUAUACUGUGUAACUGAGCUUCUUAGUCAGGAUUAAUAUGCCUUUAUUGUGAGAGAGUGCUUACUCAAACUGUAGAUGGGGGUUAUUUGGAUGAACGGAUGAUUUUGCCUUACAUGGAAUUAUCACGGUAACGCCACUUAUGCCCGUCGAUAAAUCACUCAUCCUGUUGUCUGAAAUGUUACGUCGAGGAUUUAAGAUGUUUUUAAAGAAAGUAAAAAUCAUAGCGUUUAGAAUAAUGAAUAGGUAUUUAGGUAGCAGUUCUUUUAAAAUAUUUAUUUUCUUUUUUGGUUUACUUCAUAAACAACCUGGUGUAGUUUUUAAUUUAUUUUAUUUUCUGUGGAACUUUGCCUCCUGAAGCCAUAGGUGUUCAUGCAGGAAGUAGUUUUUUUUUAAUAAAACGCAAGCUCUUUCAACUUCACCAGAUAAACAGUACAGGUUAAUAAAAGGGAGGAAGAACGGCAAAGUAAAAUGUCAUCUUCAAAUUAAAGCAAGCACCUUUAUUUUGGUGUUGGUGGCAGUUUAUUUGUCUCGUCCCGCCUCUCGUUUUUAACGUGCCUGUCCCUGGAAGCUGCUGCUGAAUCUAAUCAACACACACUACCAUGAUUCGUGUGUCUUUAAAUAAUAAUAAUAAUAAUGAGGAUGUAUCAUUGGAAAAAGGGUUGUAUUUAUUUGAUGAACACGGGGCGAGUUUGUGUUCAGCCAUAUUGAGAGAUUCUUCUGUAAAUAACUGACCAGUAUUCAAAGUGGGUGAGUGAUUUAAAAAAACAACAAAACGUGACCCUCUGAGCCCGUUUGGGUUCCCCAACAUCAGACAAGUGAAAACACUAAAGGAGUUGUGAACUGCCUCAUUACAGUCAGGUUCUACAGUUUCAUAUGAAGUGCCUCCACUGGGCUUUAGUAUGGAGAAGAGUGUGUGUGUGCACGCGUGUGUGUGUGUGUGUGUGUGUGUGUGUGUUAAGCUUGGGUACUUGCACACAGGUGUGCAUGCUGACAAAAGGUCCACAAAGUGAAUCUUUGAUGUGGGGUGUCUGAGUAAGUGUGUGUGUGUUUGUGUGUGUUGGGUGGGGGGGACCAAGCUACUUAGUGUAACUACUGAUACUGUGUCAUGGGACUGAAGUCCUGAAGGUGUGCCACGACUCCCUGACACAAUCGGGCUGCAUCGACUGUUUGCUGCUGACUCACUGACCAAAGUGACCCGGCGCCCCCCCUGACCGCUGACACCCCCCCCACCCAAACUUGAACCAAACCUUCCAACAAUAAGCAACAAUCUGGUGAUGGCGGUUAAAGGAAACCUUGUGAAGUAGGAUGCAAAUAUGUGAACCAAGCGUUAAAAACAAAUCUAGAGCGGGUGGUUCUGGUCCUCACAGCACACUUUUUUUUUAAAUUUCAAAAAGUCUUUUUUAAAUUUGGGGUUUGUGUUUCAUGGUAGCACAGGAGGUCAGUUUGCACUGCAAGGAUUUAAUCUACUGAAGCACAUCGUAGCCCAUCGUUUAAAGGAACUGAUGACAUUAUUUAAAUGUAUUUUUAUUUGCCCGACGACUCGCUCUAGAUUUGAUUUUGCUCCGAUGUAAUUUGUCUCUGAUUAUAACGACUGUGUUCUGAACGGUGGUGGAGGGGUUUAUUUCUCUACUGUCUGAAAAUGUGAUAUUCCACUUUUGCCUAACCUUCAGGAAUUAAAAUGUCUUGCACAAACAUUCCCCCUAACCAAAAUAAAGUUUGCAAACACAGUGUU
Austrofundulus limnaeus is the source of this 5195-nucleotide messenger RNA. Its product is annotated as protein FAM222B. NCBI's taxonomy places the organism in Eukaryota, Metazoa, Chordata, Actinopteri, Cyprinodontiformes, Rivulidae. Bases 233 to 2317 code for a protein of 694 amino acids. The record is from RefSeq and is a predicted model, not a curated record. The transcript has 3 exons.